This is a messenger RNA of Chelonus insularis, 2024 nucleotides long. RefSeq names its product alanine--glyoxylate aminotransferase 2, mitochondrial. Bases 672 to 1934 code for a protein of 420 amino acids. Gene Ontology annotation, cellular component: mitochondrion. The record is from RefSeq and is a predicted model, not a curated record. The transcript has 8 exons. NCBI's taxonomy places the organism in Eukaryota, Metazoa, Arthropoda, Insecta, Hymenoptera, Braconidae. Gene Ontology annotation, biological process: glyoxylate catabolic process. Gene Ontology annotation, molecular function: L-alanine:glyoxylate transaminase activity; pyridoxal phosphate binding.
UAAUGAACUAUAUUUAUAUAAAGAAUAAUUGAUUCUUUUUGAUUAACACAAAAAUGGGAUAACACAAAAGUCUUUUUAAGUAGAAAAAAUAUCAAGAGUAGUAUUAUUUAUUUGUUUUUUUAGGAUUUUAAAUCCAUAUCAGAAAUCGAUGUAAACAACUUUUACUUUCUCCCACUUCAUAAUGUAAACUGACGUAAAGUCACGUGUACAGAUAUGAACAACUCACGCAAAAAAUUCUUGUACAAUUCAUUCAAUUAAUCCGGCAACGUUGCCCGCGAGUCCAUUCAACUUUCAAAUUUCAUCAAGAAGUCAGUGUUGACUCUGCCUUCAUCGAGAGUCUUUCAUAUAUUUCAGAAGAUACCUUCUUAAUUUUGUCAAUCAUUUUUAUAAAUUUAUUCAAUUUAAUUCUUCUGUUAACAACAUGUCUCUAAAACGUAUCAACAUCAAUCAAAGUCAGUUAAGAAGAUUUAGCUCAUUGCCUGACCUUCCAGCUUGUAAAUAUCCAACUCCAAUCUAUAAAAAAUAUUUUAUAAUGACAGGGUGCCGAUUAUGAAUUCAUUAGAGCUUCAAGAGAAAUUCCAAGUGAACGACCUGCUUACAAAAAGCCUCUACUUAUUCAUGAGGGUCAUGGCCAGUGGCUUUGGGAUCAUACAGGCCGUCGAUACCUUGACAUGUUUGCAGGAAUCGUCACCGUAGGUGUUGGACAUUCGCAUCCAAAAAUUGUUGAAACUGUAUCGAAACAAAUUUCCAAGUUAGGCCUUACAACUGUACAUUACAUGCAUCCAAAAUACUACGAUUAUGUAAAUAAACUCAAAAAAAAGAUGCCAGAUAAGUUAGAUGUGGUUUAUCUAGUCAAUAGUGGAUCUGAAGCAAAUGAAUUGGCCUUUUUAAUAGCUAGACUUUAUACAGGCGCUCAAGAAAUUAUUUCUCUACAGAAUGGUUAUCAUGGAGGUACUUAUGUUACUCAGACAGCUACUGGAAUGUCUAUAGCAAAAUAUCCAGUACCUUUUGCACCAGGAUUUCAUCAUGUGAUGAAUCCUGAUGUUUAUAAAGGUCUUUGGGGUGGUCCACAAUGUCGAGAUUGUCCAAUAUCUCGUCCAGGUAAUUGUCAAUGCAUCGGAAAUGAGUGUAUGGCUGCAGAAAAUUAUUUCAGUCAAUUGAAAAAUACAUUCAAUCAUGAACUUUCAUCUUCUGGAAAAAUUGCAGCUUUUAUUUCUGAAAGCAUUCAAGGCGUUGGAGGAGUCGUACAGUAUCCAAGGACUUAUUUAAAGAAAGUUUAUGAAUUUGUGAAAAGUAAAGGAGGUCUUUGUAUUGCUGAUGAAGUUCAAGCAGGCUUUGGUAGGACUGGGGACCAUUUUUGGGGCUUUGAAGGCCAUGGAAUCAUGCCAGAUAUUGUCACGAUGGCUAAAAGCAUUGGUAAUGGUUUUCCUUUGGGUGCUGUAGUGACUACUAAAGAAAUCGCUGAAUCCUUGAAUAAAGCUAUGAGAGUGAAUACUUUUGGAGGCAAUCCUUUAGCUUGUGCUGUAGGUGAAACAGUUCUUGAUAUUAUUCAAGAAGAACGUCUUCAAGAAAAUUCAAAAGUAGUUGGUACUCAUCUAUUACAUCGUUUGAGUACAUUAAUGCUGGAUCAUCCAACAAUAGUAGGAGAUGUAAGAGGAAAAGGCUUGAUGAUUGGAAUAGAAUUAAUUUCAAAUGCUACAACACGAGAACCAAUGCCUUCGACACAAGUUCUGGAUUUAUUUGAAGACAUAAAAGACAUGGGAGUGCUUGUUGGAAAGGGUGGAGUUCAUGGAAAUGUGCUAAGAAUAAAACCGCCUAUGUGCAUUACAAAAGAAGAUGCAGAUUUCACAAUAGAGGUUCUAACAAGAUCAUUAGAAAAACAUCGAGAUCAAAAUAUAGUAAAUAAAGAGUCAGUGUUUUUUGGAGGUGUUUAAGUAAACAAGAUCUUAUCUGUGAUAAAUAGAAUCUUUAUAUCAUACACAUUUUUUACAAUUGUAUAAAUUAUUAAGAGAAUACGGUUAACA